CAGUAAUCAGUAGUUUAUUUUUUCACCACACAUGAAAUACACUAAAUGCAUACGGAAUGUAAAAGGAAGCAAAAACGGAUAAUUCGAGGUGAAAGGAGUCGCGAAAACCAAAAUUGGUUAUCGAGCGGCGACACCUGAGCUAAAGUCUAAUAAAUGAAUCAUAAAACAAUGAAAAAAGUCAAACAAUAAAUAAAAGAAUAUAAAGAAGUGAAAAAUCGAGACGACCUGAAUCCAAGAGACGCUCGAGACACAGAAAAGCAAAACCAAAAACGACUCCAAGCACAUAUGUGCGAGUAACUAUGGGAACGGCAGCAGGAAUGCAGUACAGUGCGAUGACAGGAUACCGAACCGAUAUCGCAGCGUUAUGGAAUUGAUAGUUAUUUAACAGAUUUUAAAUAUAUCCCGGUAGGGAUAUUAUGCCGAUAACACGGCGUAAUCAUAGUUAUAAAUGUUUGCCAAGAGUUCGAAUAAGAUUGCAUGAAGAUUGCAAGUGCUGGGGUGCAAGAAGAUUGCAAGUGCUGGGGUAAGUCGAAUCGUCAUUAAUACAUUACAGAUAAAAAUUAUUCUAAUCUGUGAAAAACAGGUUAACUCAACAAAGUAGAUGGGGGUAACAAUAAAUAGCGUUGUAAAUUAGUAAGCAUACCGCUUGGAAUCGUUGAGAAUAUAGAAUGAACACGAUAUGUGUAUGAACAGAUGGAUGAAAUAACCACUGCAGCACUGAGUAUCAACAGUGCUAUAUAUAUACAAAUUUCGAAAAUGCAACAAAGCACAAUAAUAAUAAAGUGGUACUGUCGACUCUGGGAGGUUGUGGACCUAGUCAAGUAUUCUGCUGGCAGUGCCGAGGGAAAGUCAGUAAGCACAUCAAACAGAUGUGCUGGAGAAAGACAGGGAAUUUUGAGAUUUGCUCAGCGAAAAGCGAGGUACAAAAAGAUUGGAUUUGGUCGAAGAGCGUGUGUUGUGUUCAUGCACAGAGUGUUCAUAGUAUUUUGGAGCGUGGUUGAAUCUUUGGCACUGGCAAGCAAGCAAGCGUCAUCGGCGAAGAGUUUUGUUAAAAGAUUCGAACAGUUCGACAAAUCAUUUAUGAAAAGUAAGAAAGCCAAUGGUCCAAUGACCGAACCUUGGACAAUUCCACAGUGGAUGGGCAACAUCGGAGACCUAUGACAUCCUACUUCAACAAACUGUGAUCGACCACUCAGGUAAUUACAUAAUAGUUUGCAUGCGUUACCUCUAAAACCACAGUGUAUCAACUUUUGGACAAGAAUUUGAUGAUCAACUGUGUCAAAGGCCUUCUUUAAAUCCAGGAAUGCACAACAGACAGACUCCCCUUUAUCAAUUUUUUCAUAGAUAAAUGAAAUAAGAUCUAGGAUGGCAUGGGAAGUCGAGUGAUUGGAUUGAAAUCCGAAUUGGCAUUUGUCGAUCAGAUUGAAUUUGUUACAGAAGUUGAGCAUUCUUUUAUAGACUAAUUUUUCCAGGACGAUGCCGAUACAGGGUAGAAUUGAAAUUGGCCUAUAAUUUGAAGGAUUAUUUUUGUUGCCACUUUUGAAGAUGGGUAUUACCCUAGCAAUCUUCAGAGCGGAGGGAAAAAUUCCUAAACUAAAUGAUAGAUUAAAGAAAUGACUCAAAGCUGGGGAUAUGCUGUCUGCGACUAAUUUUAAGAAAAAAGAAGGAAUAUUAUCAUGCCCAACUGCUUUGCCUUU
Styela clava is the source of this 1697-nucleotide messenger RNA. NCBI's taxonomy places the organism in Eukaryota, Metazoa, Chordata, Ascidiacea, Stolidobranchia, Styelidae. The record is from RefSeq and is a predicted model, not a curated record.